Molecule: messenger RNA, 1272 nt
Organism: Maudiozyma saulgeensis
Lineage: Eukaryota; Fungi; Ascomycota; Saccharomycetes; Saccharomycetales; Saccharomycetaceae
Source: the annotation of a GenBank genome assembly
AUGAGUCCUAAAUACUAUACAGGAAAGACAUUUACUCCAGAAAGUUGGAAAGAAAAAGUGAUUAGAGAUAAGCAAUUAGUUCCAGGAGUAGAUCAAAAUACAGAAAUUGCUGUUCCAAGAUUAUUAUUAAAUUAUUUCAUUAUCAAUGCUUACGAAGAUGCUAGUUGCAGGAUGGCUAAAGAAUUAGGUUAUAUUACAAAUAAUAAAGAUUUAUUACAAUUUAAUUCAUUGUUUAAGAUUACUGAACGUGCAACAAUUCUUCAUUUGGUCAAAUUAGGUCAAAUAUCUAAAGCUAUGGAGAUAAUUAAUUCUAAUUUUGGUCUUGAAAUUUUACAAAAUGAUGAUCAACAUUAUAGUCCACCUGAACCAGUAAUUCAUAAUUCCAAUGAGAAUUAUAAUGAACAUAAUAAUGCCUUCACUCGUAAUCCAUUAGGCGAAAGUGUAGAUUUUGAACAGGAGGAUGAUUUACAUUAUAAAUUAUUGUUAUUAAACCUUAUAGAAAUGAUAAGGAAUAACAAAAAAAGACAAGGAAAUGAAGUUGAUAAAGAAUUUAUUAUAAACUUGAUAAAUUAUUCAAAGGAAAAAUUAGCACCAAAGGCUUUAAAAAAUAAAUCACAUAUGAAACAACUUGAACUUAUAAUGACUUUGCUUUUAAUACCACAAGAUUUAGAAGUAGAACUUCCUUAUAAUUUAAACAAACUCUAUUCUCUUUCAUUGAGGUCAAAAGUUGCAACUUUAAUAAAUCAGAAAUUGCUUAAAUCGAUAUAUCCUGAUAUUACAAAUCAAACAAAAUUCCCAAAUAUAUUACAAUCUCCUGAGAGUUUGGAUAUUCUUGAUUUCAAAUCAUCAAAUUUUAAUUCAAUAUUAAAGACAAAUGUUAAAUCACAAGACUUACAGAAAAGUGCAGUAGCAACAAACACAGCCUCCUCGUCAUCUAACCCAACUUCAGCGGCUUUAUCAACGGCAUCAUUAGAUAAUCCAACGUCUACACUUACAUCUAUUGCUAUCACUGGAAGUAAUGAUGGUUCAUUACGAACACAUGCUAGCUCUGAUAGAUCUAUACAUGAUUCAUCUUCAACAUCAAAAGAUAAUAACCUAAUGAAGAAUAUGUUGUCUAAUAGUGAUGACCCAUUAACUAAUCAAGAUGCUAUUCUUAUCCCCGACCUUCAAUUUGAAUCUAAAUUGUCCCAAAUUAUUAAAUUAUGGGCUUGGUGUGAAAACGAAUUACAUACCAAUAAUAUAGGUGUGCCAAGGGUACAAAAUAAAGCUUAA